Gastrolobium bilobum is the source of this 3581-nucleotide messenger RNA. RefSeq names its product alpha,alpha-trehalose-phosphate synthase [UDP-forming] 6-like. The coding region runs from base 710 to 3271 and encodes 853 amino acids. The transcript is spliced from 3 exons. Gene Ontology annotation, cellular component: cytosol. NCBI's taxonomy places the organism in Eukaryota, Viridiplantae, Streptophyta, Magnoliopsida, Fabales, Fabaceae. Gene Ontology annotation, molecular function: catalytic activity. Gene Ontology annotation, biological process: trehalose biosynthetic process. The record is from RefSeq and is a predicted model, not a curated record.
AAAUAAAAUAUAUUAUUUUUCCUUUUCCAUAUUCUUGAUAACUAUAUGGAUUAGUUUCUGUUUUUUUUUUUUUCUUUCUUUCUUUUCGUCAAUGGUUUUUAUUUGGAUUCCUAAAUUUCUACCAACCCAAUCAAAAUGAGAAAUGGAAUUGAAAUCUCAACAAAGCAGGUAAUUUUGUAAACUGUUGGCUAAUUCGAUUUGGGUUCUUGUUUUAUUUGUUUUCUUUCACCUCUACUCUUUAAGCUCUCUGAUUCUGACUUACAAGUUCAGUCCAUUCAAGACAACAAUCUCCAGUGGAUUGUUUGGUUGCUGUUUCCUGUCUUAGCUGUUUCCCAUCUGUUCUCUUUUUAUCUUCUGGAUUACAACUAGCUACAUGCUUUCUCUAUUCAUUGCUUCCAUCUACUUCUCCAACCUUAUCUUCAAACAAGUUUUGCAGCUCCCACUUCUGAAGCCCUCUCUGGUUAUGCUUAUCACUGACCCACCUGCACCUCAAAGAUAGUAUUUUGUCGCCUAAAAACUCUUUUUUUUUUUUUUUUCUGCCAUUUUAUUUCUUUUAAUUUUUGGAUUUACUUGUCUUGGUUAAAGGGAGUUUAGGUACCUUGUUUGUCAGAUGAUAAGUGGUGGUUGGUCACUGGAACUUUUUUGUUAAGCGGAUUUAGUGUUUGUAAGCGUUGUUUAACAAGUGUUGUGCUAGUUUGAGAUUAUAAGAAUGGUGUCAAGGUCGUAUUCAAAUUUACUGGAGCUGGCCUCUGGUGAGUCUCCAUCAUUUGGGAACAUGAACAGGCGAAUUCCGCGGAUUAUGACUGUGGCUGGGUUGAUAUCUGAUGUUGAUGAUGACCCUGACAAGAGUGUGUGCUCUGAUCCCUCUUCUUCAUCGGCCCAACGAGAAAGGAUCAUAAUAGUGGGGAAUCAGCUCCCUAUAAGGGCUCAGAGGAAGCUAGAUGGUAACAGGAAUUGGUUUUUCAGUUGGGAUGAAAAUUCACUUCUGCUCCAACUCAAAGAUGGAUUUGGGGAUGAUGAUAUUGAGGUCAUUUAUGUUGGAUGCCUUAAGGAAGAAGUGCAUCCAAAUGAGCAAGAUGAGGUUUCACAGAUACUACUUGAGUCCUUUAAAUGUGUCCCAACUUUUCUCCCACCUGAUCUGUUUACCAGGUACUAUCAUGGCUUUUGCAAGCAACAGUUAUGGCCACUGUUUCAUUACAUGUUACCUCUGUCACCGGGCCUUGGUGGCAGGUUUAAUAGGUCACUGUGGCAAGCUUAUGUCUCAGUGAAUAAGAUAUUUGCAGAUAGGAUUAUGGAAGUCAUUAACCCUGAAGAUGAUUAUGUGUGGAUACAUGAUUAUCAUCUGAUGGUGUUACCAACUUUCCUGAGGAAGAGAUUUAACCGAGUGAAACUUGGAUUCUUCCUCCAUAGCCCAUUCCCUUCAUCGGAAAUAUACAAGACAUUGCCUAUUAGGGAAGAGCUCUUGAGAGCCCUCUUGAAUUCGGAUUUGAUUGGCUUCCACACUUUUGAUUAUGCAAGGCAUUUUCUCUCCUGUUGUAGUAGGAUGCUUGGUCUUACAUAUGAAUCCAAACGGGGUUAUAUUGGGCUUGAGUAUUAUGGUAGAACCAUUAGUAUCAAAAUUCUUCCCGUUGGCAUAGACAUGGGUCAGCUUCAAUCAGUUCUAGACCUGCCAAAGACUGAAGAAAAAGUUUCUGAGCUCAUUAGACAGUUUUCUGAUCAAGGCAAGACAAUGUUACUUGGGGUGGAUGACAUGGAUAUUUUUAAGGGCAUAAGUUUGAAGCUAUUGGCCAUGGAGCAGCUUCUCAUUCAGCACCCUGAAUGUCUGGGAAAGGUUGUAUUGGUCCAGAUAGCUAAUCCUGCCAGGGGACGAGGGAAAGACGUGAAGGAAGUGCAAACUGAGAUGAAAGCAACCGUAAAACGGAUUAAUGAAACAUUUGGGAAGCCUGGGUAUGAUCCUGUCAUUCUGAUUGAGGAGCCACUAAGCUUUUAUGAGAGAGUUGCCUACUAUGUUGUUGCUGAGUGUUGUCUAGUGACUGCAGUCAGGGAUGGAAUGAAUCUCAUACCAUAUGAAUAUAUAAUCAGUCGUCAAGGCAAUGAAAAAUUGGAUAAAGUAUUGGGACUAGCUUCCUCCCCAAAGAAAAGCAUGUUAGUUGUCUCUGAGUUCAUUGGCUGUUCCCCAUCUUUAAGUGGAGCAAUCAGAGUGAACCCAUGGAAUAUUGAUGCAGUAGCAGAUGCAAUGGACUCAGCCCUGGAAAUGGCUGAUUCAGAGAAACAGCUUAGGCAUGAGAAGCAUUACAGAUAUGUUAGUACUCAUGAUGUUGGGUACUGGGCUCGUAGCUUCUUGCAAGAUUUGGAAAGGACUUGUAGUGAUCAUGUACGGCGAAGGUGGUGGGGAAUUGGUUUUGGAUUAAGUUUUAGAGUUGUAGCACUUGAUCCAAACUUCAGGAAGCUCUCAAUGGAGCACAUAGUUUCAGCUUACAAACGGACGACGACUAGAGCUAUCCUUCUAGAUUAUGAUGAUACACUGAUGCCACAGGCUUCCAUUGAUAAGAGCCCAUCCAGUAAUUCUAUUAAAAUGCUUAAUAGUUUGUGUAGAGAUAAGAACAAUACGGUAUUUCUUGUCAGUGCCAGAAGCCGAAAGACACUUGCUGAAUGGUUUUCUCCUUGUGAAAAUCUGGGAAUUGCUGCUGAGCAUGGUUACUUUUUAAGACUGAAGGGAGAUGCAGAAUGGGAAACAUGUGGACCUGCAAUAGACUGUAGUUGGAAACAAAUUGCAGAGCCUGUAAUGAGGCUGUAUACUGAAACAACUGAUGGAUCCACCAUUGAAGAUAAGGAGACAGUACUUGUUUGGUGCUAUGAGGAUGCAGAUCCAGAUUUUGGAUCAUGCCAAGCUAAGGAACUUCUUAAUCAUCUUGAAAGUGUGCUUGCAAAUGAACCAGUAACAGUCAAGAGUGGCCAGAAUAUUGUGGAGGUUAAACCACAGGGCGUGAGCAAGGGGCUUGUGGCCGAACGCCUACUUUCCACCAUGCAAGGAAAGGAAAUUUCACCUGAUUUUGUUUUGUGUAUAGGAGAUGACCGGUCUGAUGAAGAUAUGUUUGAGGUAAUCACUAGUUCUAUAUCUGGUCCUUCCAUGGCACCCAGGGCUGAAGUAUUUGCAUGCACUGUUGGUCAAAAGCCCAGUAAGGCUAAGUACUAUCUGGAUGAUACUACUGAAAUAGUGAGAUUGGUGCAGGGUUUAGCCUGUGUUUCAGAGCAAACAGUUUUAUUUUAGUCAUGGGAAAGAUGGUGGUGAAAGAUGUGCUUGCUUUCUUUGUCACACUGUAGUAUUGGGGGUGUUACACACAGUGUUGGCUUUGUUGAGCUCUCCAUAGGUGAUUUCAUUAUUAUUAUUUUUCGUGAUAUUCCAUGUAAAUGUAAAUUAUUCAACUCCUCAGAUGUUUGUUUUCUAUCUGAUAAACUUGUAUAUAUAUUUGUCUUUCCACCAUGAACCUUGCUUAAUGCCCAUGGGCCAGUCCCGAAGCUCUUAAUGCCUAUGAUACUAGUUGUUUUGGAUACUGGAGUGGCUCUUUUUAUGUCAAUGA